GCCAACCCCAUGCACGCACCACUCUCCCGUUUCCACGCCAGCAACGCGAGCUUUAGUCAUGACUCUCUCUUAUCUUCGUGUUGCCCUUCUGCUUGGGUUUCACCUGACAGGAGAAAUACAGGCGUUUAUGACGACUGGAGCCGGGAUCGUACGGCAACACCGACAGGCAGCAUUCACAACCGCUAGCGGCCUGGGUCGAGCAUCGACGCCGCUCUCCAUGGCAGCGGCUGGAACGGACACAAAGCCGGUGCGGGUGGCCAUUCUGGGGGCCUCCGGCUACACGGGGGCGGAGCUGGUGCGGCUGCUGCUGGGCCACACCGGAGUGGAGAUCACCGUGCUCACUGGGAACACCCAGGCCGGGCAGGAGUUCUCGGCGGUUUACCCCCAGUUCCACUACGCCAAGGACCUGCCGGCGCUGACCCGGCACGAGGACCACGACUGGAAGGACGUGGACUGCGUCUUCUGCUGCCUGCCUCACGCCACCACUCAGGAGAUCAUCUCGCAGCUUCCGGAACACCUCAAGAUCGUCGACCUCUCGGCAGACUUUAGGCUGAAGGACAUCGAGACGUACGCUGAGUGGUACGGAGGCGAGCACAAGGCCCCCGCCCUGCAGGCCGAGGCUGUGUACGGCCUGACCGAGCUCGCCAGAGACAAGGUGCGAGGCGCGCGGCUCGUGGCCAACCCGGGCUGCUACCCGACCGCGGCGCAGCUGCCGCUCAUCGCCCUCCUCAAGGCCGGGCUCAUCCUCAAGGACGACAUCAUCAUCGACGCCAAGUCGGGGGCCACCGGGGCCGGCCGCGCUCCGAAGCAGGGCACCCUUUUCUGCGAGAUCUCUGACGGAAUCAACGCUUACGGAGUGGCCUCCCACCGGCACGCGCCGGAGAUCGAGCAGGGGCUGGGAGAGGCCUGCGGCACCAAGGACGUCGUCGUUAACUUCACGCCGCACUUGAUGCCCAUGUCCAGAGGGAUCCUUGAGACGAUCUAUGUCAAGCUGGCGGACGGUAGCACGGUGGAAGAAGCCAAGGCCGCGCUCGAAGAGGCGUACGAGGGGGAGCGAUUCGUCACCGUGUUGCCGGGAGCCACGGUGCCGCACACGCGACACGUACGAGGAAGCAACCACGUGUUCAUGAACAUCGUGGCCGACCGCCUGCCGGGGAGGGCCGUGAUCCUCGUGUCCAUGGACAACCUCGUCAAGGGGGCUAGCGGGCAGGCGAUACAGAACAUGAAUGUCAUGUUCGACCUCCCGGAGACACAGGGCGUCGACAUGGCACCGAUGUUCCCAUGAUCGGUUUUGGCUUGAAGAAUCUUACGUGCGGCACGGCUUGUAGUAUCUGCAUACGUCAAGGAUUGUAGUAUCUACGUGCGUCGGACAAACUUGAAAGCCUAGUGGGACCGAUUGGCGUAGAGGUAUAUCCGAACUUUGUACGUCGAACAAAACUAGACACGCUUCAUGGCGCCGAUUCCCCAUGCGUUGUCAACGCGCUUCAAGGCGGGAUGGCGCUGGCAUUUGGGAUGGACGACAGCGGGGUGUAUCCAAAGGUGGACUGGGGUGGCCGGCCUUAAGCCGCGGGAUCAAUAUGAAGCGACCCAGGAUGCCUAGCAUGCUUCGCAUGAGGCGCUGCACCAUUGGUUGGUUCGAUUUUUCGAUGGUGCUAUGGUCAGUCUCGGACAAUUUUUCCACAAUGCCGAGCCACGCUUAGGGAAUUGUUUCUCUGCAUACAGGUGGUUGUUCCGAAAACCAAAAGUACCGGCAAACGCGCUGUCUCCAGGCGCAGGUACCUGUGGAAAGCGAUUUUUGUUUCGUUAUUGGUCCGUCUUUUAUUUUGGAAUAACCGAAAUAUCUUGUUCGUUUUUGCUGGGGUGUGUUUAAUUCAGACGACAAUUUUAAGUCCGGAUUUGGACAGCUCUCGAAAUUCUUCAGGGGUAAAACUUUUCCGAUUUUGAAUUAAGUGAAAAUAAAGAAAAGUUAUAGGCCAAAAACCGGAAUUCAGAGGGCAUUUUGUUCGCUUUUUUCCUCCUAUAUUCAACCACAGAAAUUGAAAAAGACCACGGCAAUCGAUUCCUCUCGACAUUCCCCAGGGGUAUUUUU
Ectocarpus sp. CCAP 1310/34 is the source of this 2089-nucleotide messenger RNA. The record is from the annotation of a GenBank genome assembly. Lineage: Eukaryota; Phaeophyceae; Ectocarpales; Ectocarpaceae.